Tupaia belangeri chinensis (Chinese tree shrew) is the source of this 2472-nucleotide messenger RNA. RefSeq names its product potassium voltage-gated channel interacting protein 2 (gene KCNIP2). NCBI's taxonomy places the organism in Eukaryota, Metazoa, Chordata, Mammalia, Scandentia, Tupaiidae. Gene Ontology annotation, molecular function: calcium ion binding; potassium channel regulator activity. Gene Ontology annotation, biological process: regulation of potassium ion transmembrane transport. The record is from RefSeq and is a predicted model, not a curated record. The coding region runs from base 303 to 1115 and encodes 270 amino acids. Gene Ontology annotation, cellular component: voltage-gated potassium channel complex. The transcript is spliced from 10 exons.
CAGCCGCGGGGAGGGGGCGGGAGGAGAGAGGCAGCUCAGCUCUAGCUCCGCGCUCAGCUCCGCUCUGCUCUGCCUCAGCUCUGCGCUCACCUGCUGCCCUAGCCUCCCGCUCCUGCCCAGGACCCCCGGGUGGGCCCCAGACCCCAGGCCCUGUCGGGCUACUCUGCCUCUGCCAGGACUCCCCGACCCCUAGCCCCAGCAGCUCGCUACGCCGCCAGGGGGCGCCGUGUGAGCGCUCUAUCCCGGCCACCCGGCGCCCCCUCCCACGGCCCAGGCGGGACGGGAGCGGGGCGCCGGGGGCCAUGCGGGGCCAGGGCCGCAAGGAGAGUUUGUCCGAUUCCCGAGACUUGGACGGCUCCUACGACCAGCUCACGGGCCACCCUCCGGGGCCCACUAAAAAAGCGCUGAAGCAGCGGUUCCUCAAGCUGCUGCCGUGUUGCGGGCCCCAAGCCCUGCCCUCAGUCAGUGAAACAUUAGCCGCCCCAGCCUCCCUCCGUCCCCACAGACCCCGUCCGUUGGACCCAGACAGCGUGGAGGAUGAGUUUGAACUGUCCACUGUAUGUCAUCGGCCUGAGGGACUGGAGCAGCUGCAGGAGCAAACCAAGUUCACACGCAAGGAGUUGCAGGUCCUGUACCGAGGCUUCAAGAACGAAUGUCCCAGCGGAAUUGUCAAUGAGGAGAACUUCAAGCAGAUUUACUCCCAGUUCUUUCCUCAAGGAGACUCCAGCACCUACGCCACUUUCCUCUUCAAUGCCUUUGACACCAACCAUGAUGGCUCAGUCAGUUUCGAGGACUUCGUGGCUGGUUUGUCGGUGAUUCUUCGGGGAACUGUAGAUGACCGGCUGAACUGGGCCUUCAACCUAUACGACCUCAACAAGGAUGGCUGUAUCACCAAGGAGGAAAUGCUUGACAUCAUGAAGUCCAUCUAUGACAUGAUGGGCAAGUACACGUACCCUGCACUCCGAGAGGAGGCCCCAAGGGAACACGUGGAGAGCUUCUUCCAGAAGAUGGACAGAAACAAGGAUGGCGUGGUGACCAUUGAGGAAUUCAUUGAGUCUUGUCAAAAGGACGAGAACAUCAUGAGGUCCAUGCAGCUCUUUGACAAUGUCAUCUAGCUCCCCAGGAGAGGGGUCAGCGUGUCCUGGGGAAACCAUGCUCUAGCCCUAGUCCAGGCGACCUCACCCUUUUCUUCCCAGGCCUGUCCUCAUCCUAGCCCUAUCCUGGGGACUGUAGAGAUCCAAGAGUCUGGGGAUUUGGUAGUCCAGAUCCCUGGAGCUGAAGGGGCCAGAGAGUAGACAGAGUGCAUCUGGGGGAAUGUUCCUAAUUCCCAAUGCUCUCGGCCCCCUUUCUGCCUGACACUCAGUGCUGAUGGUGCCCUUACUGUUGGAACUGAGUGGUUUCCCACCUCCUACCCCUACUCUAGAAACCGUGACUCUAGACAGAAUGUCUCCUGCUAUGGUGCUUCCCCCCCUCCCUGAUCUCGUACAUAUUUUCCCUAAGACUCCCUUCUCAGAAAGGCACUGGCCGGCUUUUCAGACCAACCUUUAAGAACCCUAUGGGAGAGGGACAAGAAUAUAGAGGAGGAUCCUGGGCCUGGGCUAGUGACUGGAUCCUAGGCGGUAGCUGGGGUAGAGAGCAGAAAGGCCUGGGCAGAUUGUGAGAGCCUGGGCAUCCCAGGUAACAGCUCUGAGUUUCAUAAGUCUGCUACCCCAGGCUAUCAGGAUAUGAGUUUCCUGGCUUUUCAGAAGUCCUUACCUCUUUGGAAAUGUCCCAGAAAUUUUCCAUACCCUCCUAGGAAAGCCUGGGAUCUGGAUAUCUGGCCCAUCCCUGGAAUUCCGUCCUCUCCCUCCUUCCUACUUGUUGACAGGGGAAUAUGGGUGGGAGAUGGCUGACACCUGCCGAAGUUUCUGCCUACUUUCUCUGCUCAUCACCUCUUCCAAUAUCUAUGACUGGAGUUCCCAUUUGCCAGGUCCUUUAAACUUGGAGGCAAGGAGUGAGCCAGGAACUUCCUGGACUUAAGUCCUAUCACUCCCCACAGUGAAGGCCUUAGGAGGAGAGGGAAGGAGGGAGGCAUGCACACCAUCUGAGUCCAGUGUGGGGGCUUUCAUUAGCAUCUUUGAUCAACCCACGCUCUACUCCACUCCCCCUUCCCACAUAACCAGUUCAAUUCUCGAGGGUCUCCUCUUGCUCUACUCAAGCUACCAAGAGAUGCCCCUGAUCAUACCUAGAGAGCAGGGACCAUAGGACCCAGGUCCCACCUCAUCGUCAGCAUCCCUGCCAUGCUGCCCCCCCUUGAUAUACCUGCUUAUCCCAUCAGCUCACCCUCCCAGUCAACCAGAAUCUGAGGGGAAGGGCCUAGGAGCCCCAUUGCCCAUCAGAACACUAUCGACUGCUUUGCAUUUUUGGCUCUUAUGUAUAUUUUGUAAAAUGUACAAUACACCAGAUCCAAUAAAACACAAUGGCUAUGCACAG